Messenger RNA from Lutzomyia longipalpis, 538 nucleotides. RefSeq names its product cytochrome c oxidase subunit 6A, mitochondrial (gene levy). Gene Ontology annotation, molecular function: enzyme regulator activity. Bases 74 to 424 code for a protein of 116 amino acids. Gene Ontology annotation, biological process: mitochondrial electron transport, cytochrome c to oxygen. The transcript is spliced from 3 exons. Gene Ontology annotation, cellular component: mitochondrial inner membrane. The record is from RefSeq and is a predicted model, not a curated record. NCBI's taxonomy places the organism in Eukaryota, Metazoa, Arthropoda, Insecta, Diptera, Psychodidae.
AAAGAAAUGCGUUGAGGGGUUACAAUUUCGUGUCAGAGAAAAAAGGAAGUUGUGCUGAAAAACUUUGAAAAUUAUGUCGCAGAUCCUUUCUCACUGCUUCCGCCGAGCAUUUUCGGCAUCUGCCGCUCGUCAGGCUGUCCAGGGACCAUCUGCUGUUGCUGGAGAGCACUCUGGUGGUUGGAAGCUCUGGAAGCGACUGAGCUUCUUCGUGGCUAUACCUGCCGUUGGUCUUUGCAUGUUGAACGCUUACCUGGGACAUCAGAAGGAUCAUGGUAAACCACGUCCGGAAUUCGUCAAGUAUGAACAUCUGAGGAUGCGCUCCAAGAGAUUCCCAUGGGGUGAUGGCAACCAUAGCCUUUUCCACAAUCCCCACACCAAUGCCCUGCCUGAUGGCUAUGAGACCGAAGAUCCCCAUCACCAUUAGAUGAAGCUCCUCCAAAUGGACCUUCCUUGGAGCUGGGAGCUCUAUGGGGGGCAGGAUAGUAGGAAUGUGUGAGAGGUAAAUGUAAGAAAUAAUAAAAAGAAAAAUCAUAAGAAA